AGUCUGAAAAGUUUAACCUAAAUAACCCUGUAUACCUUUUCAUGUACUUGGUAGAGCAGCACCAACAUAGGAAGCACUUGCAUAAUAUCCAAUCUACGGUUGAUAAUAAGGUUCCAAGGCAAUUUUUGAAGAACUUGGUAAAGAGACGAUUACGAAGGAAUAUUCAGUCAAAUCACGAGAAAGCCAGAUACAAAUAUGCUGAUGAUAAUAUUGAUUUGCUUAACAAGCUAAUUAGUACUAAAUAAUCGUAAAAACUUGCUAAGCCAACGAGCUAAGAAUUCCAAUCCAAGGUCUCUGAAUUUCGUUAAUCGAAAAUAAGGAAAUAGAGAGGAUCAAUAAUGAGAAUACAAGGUUCAAUACUCGCCUUCUUAGCGACGUGAAGCCUACUAUUACUCGAGAAGAUUUCAAGAAACAUGAGAAGAACUAUUAUGACCAUAAAUUAAACCUAACAUCUCUUAAUUAUGGCUAUCUACUUCUAAGCCAACAGGCCCCACAUAAAAGGGAAGGAAAGAUAAAGACUUUAAAGAACAAUAGUAAAAAGCUCGAUAGAAUCACUGAAAACUCUUCGAAAUUCAACAGAGUCUUCUCAGCUGAUGAUAAAGAAACUCUCCGGAUGAAAAAAUUUAAGAGUCCAAUGACGGAUAAGAGAAUGAAUAAAAAGAUCAAAUUUAAACCAAAAUCUCCUGUCAUUCUAAGGCCUCUUAAGAAAAGGGUCAUUAAAGGAUUAAAUCAGUCAACUCUUGAUGUAUUCUCAACAACAGAUAAUAUUCGGAGGAUCAAUAAGUUCAAAUCAAAGAUCAUGAGUAAGUCUCCUAGAGCAAAGAAAAAGAAACCCAGAGUGAAGCCUAAAAGAGGGCGGAAUCAUCAUACUACAAAAGACAUGAAAAUUCUUAAUAUUCAGACUGGACAUCCAAUGUCUCCUUCUCCUGAGGAGACUUCUUUUCCUGAGAGGAAUGAGAGGGGGCAUUAUCAGAAUCCUUCGCCUACUGAUAGCCAAGCCCCCCAGAUAAACAGUACAAAGAAUACUUCAGAGAUGCGGCCCGAUUCUAAGACUAAAGAUCUGAUAAACCCCAAGGAAAUGCCUCUAAGGAUAAACACAAUUGCGAGCAACACAGCUCGAAAGAGUGAAGUCGUAAGGAAUGUCCAAAAGAAGCCCAAAAUAGUCAACAGAAUUCAGUCUAAGGUUAGCGUGGUUAACAAUCCGACUCAGAGCAGCAAGAAAGAGAGCAGGAAUAGUUCAGCCAACUAUAACCCUAUCUCCAGACAGACUACAUAUAGAGGAGACUCUUUUGGCAACAAAGAAGGGCUCAAGAAAGGUAAAGGUAAAAGAAGGAGGAAAGAUACAUAUUCUGAGGCCAACGAAAAGAUCCUUGAUGUCCCUGAAGACCAAAGAGAUAUGAAAUCUGUAAUUAAAGAAGAAGAACAUGAUAUCAAUGAGUCCUCUUCCUCUGAGAAAUACACCGAGCCAGAAGAGUUUAAAGACGAUGAAUCACGCAGUAAAAGUAUGGUCGACUCUGUCAGCGACAUUCGAAGUAGAAAUGAUGGGCUUUCACCUAGUCCCAGCUUAAAGAGCAUUACCAAAAAGAGGCAAAAGAAUAAAAAGAAUAUUGGAGAUACUAAGUCAGGGCUUAAUUCGAAAGCCACUCCUGAACUCAAGUCUAAUACAAAUAAAGAAGGAAAAUUGGGAAAAGAUAUACCAGAAAAUAACUCAGACAUCAAGUCUCAAUCUAUGUCUGAGAAUAAAUCUCAAGCUGUUUCCGAUAAAAAUUCUGUAGACCAAUCAGAAUCUCAAUCUCCAGAAGGAGAGAAGGAAGAGGCUAAGGAAAAGAAGAAGAGUUUGCUGAUUGAGAAUCAUCUCCAUAAGGCAAAAAUAAAGGGAAAUAAUUACCAUGAAUCUACUUCGAACAUCACUCUCAAUCAAUCAAACAUCAAUGAUUCAAAAUUGACCAAAUAUUCUGACAUGAAGCCGAACAAGUCAAACGUAACUGCACAAAAUCGUAGAUCAAGCCAGCAGACGAAAAUCCGUGAUCAGUCAGGUGUAUAUCCCGCAAAAAGAACGAUAAGCAAGAUGAUGACUGAGAAGAUCCCUGAGGAGGACUGAACUCCUCUGAAGGAUAAGACUACCUUCAAUACUCCUACAGAAAUUGUGUCUAACUUUGGAGGCAGAGAGGGUGGUCAGAAUGUUUCUCAAAAGACAAUUACCACUAAUAAUCAACUCAAAGAGAAGAGUCAGAGAAAACCUUCUGUGAUCCGUCAGAAACGUAACACAAUAAACCAUCAAAUAUUUCCGCAUAUGAAGAGAAAUGAUGAAGAUGAUGAAGACGUUUCGACUAUUAAAGACCAGCUGAACAACCUAAAGAUGACAGAUGAGACUAAUAGCAAAAAUAUGUCAGUUAGUGACAAUACUAAUACAGAUCAGGGUAAACGCAAGUCUUUUAUAUCAAACCGGUCCAAGACUAAUGAGUUUGUUUCAAUUAAACACGUACCAGAAGAUAGAAGGAAGAGUAGCUUCGUCCAUUUAAGCACUAUUCAAGAGUCUAGGCCAAAGAAGAUGCUUGAGGUAACAUGACUAGACACUAUGAAGAACAUCCCAUCUCCAGAAAGCUUCAUUUCAGGUGGCAUGAGUCUUGGCCAAGGUGAUAAAAAGAAGGAAGAAUCGAAAUUUUUGAUGACUAAAGAACUUGAAACCAUCAAAGAUGAUAAUUCAUCUCGAUUCCAAUCUGAUCAAGAUUUUGAUGAUUCUGAGAAUAACAAAAGGUGUAAGAAAUCAAUUAGUCAGGAUGAUGAUAGUGUGAGUUCAAAGGACAACACAGAUAUUGCUGGGUCCCAUUGUGAGAAGGAAAAACCAUUUUUCUUUAAUAAGAAUAAAGAUAACCCCCAAGAAAAGGAUGUUCCAAUAAACCCGAACUUUAAAAGAAAACAGACUGUAAAUGUAUUUUCCAGGCAACUUCCAGGAGAAAAGGAGAACUCAAAUUUCAGCUUAAAUGAUAAAUCAGAGAAAUCUAAAGCUUCUCGGAAGGAAAACGCGACUAAGGAGUCCUCCAUGUUCAGCCACACUAAAAAGAGGGCGACUACUUUUGUAUCGUCUUCAUCCCAGAAUUUCUUCGGGAUUGCUGAAGGGAAAUUCAGAAAUCUUGUUCGGAAGAAAUCAACAAGUAAUUUCUUGCCAAAUUACGGCAUAAUGGAGCAGAACAAGAGUAUUAUUGAUAAUAAUCUUGAUAUUUCUCUGCCUUCACAAAUAGAGAAGAAGGAUUCAACCUCUUCAAAUAAUGUCAGUGAAGAAGACGAGUUUGUAAAUGAGCUUGUGGAUGCCCCUCCCAUGCCUCUAGGAGAACUUUCUAGAAAGAGCAGUGUUGACGAUUACAGAAAAGCACUGAUGAAGCAAAAUAAACGCAUUAGCGACAACCGAGUCGGAUUUGAGAGCACAGAAAAUUCUCAGUUAAUAGGAUCGUAUCUCAGUAAGAACUCUUUCAAGUCUAACAUCUCCCAUACACUUCAAAUGUCGAAGAAGAAGUCUUCUUCAGAAACUGUGGUAGAGCUGAAGUCUGUAGUUUUACAAAAAUCGGUGAAUUCUCAGGCUCUUAGAGGGUUGAAAUCAGGAAAGAAUACAAGCAGUAAUUUUGAGAGUGACCAAAUCCCUCAAAUUAAUGAUGAAUCUCAUUAA
Molecule: messenger RNA, 3664 nt
Organism: Moneuplotes crassus
Lineage: Eukaryota; Ciliophora; Spirotrichea; Euplotida; Euplotidae
Source: the annotation of a GenBank genome assembly